CUGACAAUCACAAUCUCAAUCCUUCGGUGGCCAGUCGAGGUGGCCCCAUGGGGUAUUGUCGGGUGAACACGUUAUAAACCCCCAUCAACACGGCAACACUUACAAUGGAACAAACUGUAUACAAGGUGCCUUUCCUCUCCAGCCAAUAGUAAUCGAGCGCCACUUUCACUCUACUACGUCAUUGACUUUUUGCAAUUCACACUUGGCAACAGUAUGACAACAAUACAACGAGAUCCAAGUGUGACAAUGAUGCAUUUAUCACUAUUAACGACAAUCCCCCUCUCAAAAUGGCGGAUAACUCCAUCGCCAACAACCGCUCCACCUUGAAAGAGUUCUUGGCGUCCAUCGCAACGAUACAAGGAGACCUAAGCAACAUAACCGCGCCCCCAUUCGUCCUCGCACAGCAAUCCACCGUAGAACUGCCGCAAUACUGGGCAGACCACCCACUACUUUUCGUCGCUCCAGCGCACGGGAAGUCGCCCGAGGAGAGAGCACUCCUCGUCCUGAAAUGGUUCCUUGGGUCGCUGAAGAAUCAGCAAUACGCUGGUCGCGAUCCCUCCGAGGGCGUCAAGAAGCCUCUCAAUGCAUUCCUGGGCGAAUUGUUCCUAGGGAGCUUCGACGAUGAAGAGCUGGGAGAGACGAGGCUGGUAAGCGAGCAGGUCAGCCAUCAUCCACCUGUGACGGCCUGCUACCUAUGGAACGACAAGCAUGGGAUCCGGGCGGAAGGAUUCACCUGUCAAGAAAUCACUUUUACAGGAAGCGUCAACAUCAAGCAGAAAGGCUACGCUGUUGUCCACAUUGAUGAGCUCGACGAGGACUACCUAAUCCCCGUUCCCAAUGUUAAAGUGAAAGGAAUCAUAAGCGGGUCGCCGUAUCCGGAAUUGAGUGGGACGUAUUCUAUCAUUUCAUCAACUGGCUUUGUGUCUGAGGUCAAGUUUGAGGGGAGGGGGAUCUUCUCUGGAACUAAGAACGGUGUUGAGGCGAGGGUGUUUCAUGUCGACAGUCCACAGCAGAACAUCUAUACCGUAGAUGGUCAGUGGAGCCAGUCGUUCACCAUUCAAGACCAGAAUGGGGAGGAGUUGCAAACCUACGAUGUCGAUACGCAUACUCUGUCCAUUCGGGUCCAGGAGGUUUCGGAGCAAGACCCAUGGGAGUCGAGGAGAGCGUGGGGUGGUGUCAUUGCGGCGCUGGGGCGAGGCGACGUGAAAGGCACCAGCGACUCAAAAUCCGUCGUGGAAGAAGGCCAGAGGAAUCUGCGGAAAGAAGAGCAGGCAAAUGGAGGAGAAUGGCAACGCGUAUUUUUCCGACGACAGGACAGCGAUCAAAGGUUCGAAAAGUUGUCUGGCAUGAUGAAGUCCUCGUUUGAGGUGGAGCCGAAAGGAGGCUUGUGGAGAGUCGACCGAGACGCUGUUGCCAACACUACGAAGCCUUAUCAUGGCGAUCUUUUGCCGACUGGGGAGAGAUUAAAUGAGUCGACUGCUGGUGAUACUUCGAGCCAAGUCAGGUCAGACGAACAUCAGAUCAAUGGAGUCCAGACAAUGCAACAAAAGACCAGCGAGGGCCAAGCGGGUCAAGUGGUCGAGGAAGAUCCCAAACAAGGAGGAACCGGACCCGACGACGUCAGCAAUGUUAGUGAUGGCAUCCUGGAGAAAGAGAAGCUGGAGAAUAUCCAGGUUGAAGCCUUUCUUCGUGCCAAAUACAGUUCCGUCAAGAAAUAAUUGCAUUGCAAUCACGUGCACUAAAGUCUUGGCUUAUAUAUUUAUUAAUCCUCAUAAUGUAUAGUACUACCAUGGAACACAUUUUAAGCAC
Molecule: messenger RNA, 1809 nt
Organism: Aaosphaeria arxii CBS 175.79
Lineage: Eukaryota; Fungi; Ascomycota; Dothideomycetes; Pleosporales
Exons: 1
Coding region: 288-1718 (476 amino acids)
Biological process (GO): piecemeal microautophagy of the nucleus; exocytosis; maintenance of cell polarity
Cellular component (GO): membrane; cytosol; intracellular membrane-bounded organelle
Molecular function (GO): oxysterol binding
Source: RefSeq, a predicted model, not a curated record